Messenger RNA from Parathielavia appendiculata, 1030 nucleotides. RefSeq lists its product as uncharacterized. NCBI's taxonomy places the organism in Eukaryota, Fungi, Ascomycota, Sordariomycetes, Sordariales, Chaetomiaceae. The transcript has a single exon. Bases 164 to 622 code for a protein of 152 amino acids. The record is from RefSeq and is a predicted model, not a curated record.
UGCAGAUAUCGCAGGAUUAUUCGUUGCGUCGUCGUCGUGUUUACGCGCGCGAUACCCUGUUCCUGAAUCGAUUAAACAUGGACCGUGUAAGUUGCGGUGCUGCGGGGGGCGAGAGACAUCCUUGUUUCGAUCCAAGAUAUUGUUGCCGGUGUAACGGCCGGUGAUGUAUCCGCUGUUGGCAUUCCGUAUGUUGAAGCUCAGUGCUCAGCCAAGGGGCUGCGUCGAUCCACUCAGAUACGAAGCCUCUCCACUGCCGCGGCCGAGGAUUUCAGGUUUGUAUGCCAAGACUAGUCCAGGAUCGGUCACUCAGGGCGUCAUCAGUGGUGAGAGGUUGCCGGAUGGCGGUGAGGCCAUCUACAUACAUUACUUCGUAGAUUUUACACGAGUCUCUGGGCGCGAACGGGCGGACAACGGCACCCUUUGUACAGUUUACUCCGUAAAUCCACCUGCUUCACCAACGCAGUGCUACAGGUUGCUAGGGAAAAAUGCGACGAAAAACGCUGCCAAUGAGAGCUGCGAAAUCCACCAUGAGAGACGGCGAAGGCGCAGAUACCCCCAGAUCUCGCUGCUGGAUAGCAUGCUGCUAGCGGCGCCACGCAUGGACAAGGCAGAAUGGAACUAAGGGCGAGAUGCUUACACGCUAACAUUCAUCUGAUGAUUUCUGAGAACAUCACCUGCUUCUGGGCUAUAUCGACUUUUAGCUUAUCGACAGAGGCGGUGCAAUUGAAUAGAAACAAUUCCGGUCGAGAGCGCGAGUGAGACAUGGUACACCACAACCAUCUCAUCGAAGCCUCAAGAUUGGCAUAUGCUUAUUGGGCAUCCGGGAACAGAAAUGGAAUAGUAGCUGAACUGGCGAAGACGUUACGGGAGAGGAGGCGGUUUUACUCGUAGGUUCUAGGCGAUGAGCGGUCGCCUCUUGUCAGACGAAACUGGGAAAACAGUGACGACAAGCGGAACUGAACGAUGGGUGAUCGGGCACAUACAUCAUGAACCGAAUUGUGCACGUCUUGAAAGAGAGGAAAGAACCAGC